AACAAGGAGGAAAGAUGCAUGUGGUAGAUGACAUAAGAAUUGUGUCACUAAUUGACAGUGUUGUUUAUCUUUAGGUGCGUACAAGUCCAUGGGAAUAUCCAACCUGACAACACUCUCUGAAUUUACCCUCUUGGGACUCUCCUCUCGGUCUGAGGACCAGAGGCCACUCUUUGCCUUAUUUCUUGUCAUAUACCUGGUCACUUUGAUUGGAAAUCUUCUCAUCAUCUUGGCUAUCCACUCUGAUCCUCGACUUCAAAAUCCUAUGUAUUUUUUCCUAAGCAUCUUGUCCUUUGCUGAUAUUUGCUACACAACAGUCAUAGUCCCCAAGAUGCUUGUGAACUUCUUAUCAGAGAAAAAGACCAUUUCCUAUGCUGAAUGUCUGGCACAGAUGUAUUUCUUUCUGGUUUUUGGAAACAUAGAUAGUUAUCUCCUGGCAGCUAUGGCCAUCGACCGCUGCGUAGCCAUUUGUAACCCAUUCCAUUAUGUCACUGUUAUGAACCGCAGAUGCUGUGUGUUGCUACUGGCCUUCCUCAUCACUUUCUCCUAUCUCCACUCUCUCCUACAUGUCCUACUGGUGAAUCGGCUCACCUUCUGUGCAUCAAAUGUUAUCCAUCACUUUUUUUGUGAUGUCAACCCUCUGCUGAAAAUAUCCUGCUCCUCUACCUUUGUCAAUGAAAUUGUGGCCAUGACAGAAGGGCUGGCCUCUGUGAUGGCUCCAUUUGUCUGUAUCAUCAUCUCUUAUCUAAGAAUUCUCAUUGCUGUUCUCAAGAUUCCCUCAGCAGCCGGGAAACACAAAGCCUUCUCCACCUGCAGCUCCCAUCUCACCAUGGUGAUUCUGUUUUAUGGGAGUAUUAGCUAUGUCUAUUUGCACCCUUUGUCCAGCUAUACUGUCAAGGCCCGAAUAGCAACAAUCAACUACACUAUGUUGACAUCAAUGUUGAACCCAUUUAUCUACAGUUUAAGAAACAAAGACAUGAAACGGGGCUUACAGAAACUGAUAAACAAGAUUAAGUCUCAAAUGGGUAGGUUUUCUACAAAGACCAAUAAAAUCUGUGGGCCCUGAUUGCAAGGUGUGUGUGUGUGUGUGUGUGUGUGUGUGUGUGUGUGUGUGUACCUGAUGCAACUCUUUUUGUAAAAAGCCUUCCUUCAUCUUCACCAACUAUAGCUUCACCUUUUCUACCCUGUGGUCUCUUUCAUCCUAUGAUUGAACAAUUUGGAUGACUUGGUAUUGAUGCUCAAAUCACACACUCACCUCAUAAUAUCUCUUCAUUCCAGAAAAUCACAUUCUCUUUACUCUUUGCAUAUUUAUUUGGAGUCUCUUAUAUUUCUUUGUGUUUAUAAAUUCAGCCAAGUUUGGCCAUUCAAUUAUCAGAGAAUUUUCGUAUAUACCUAUGCAGAAAUUUAUAUAUGUGCGAUGAUAUUAUGCACACAUAGUCACUCUAUUCUAUUUAAAGCUGUCAGAAAUGUUUUGCAUGUGUGUAUGUGUGUGCAAGUCUCACCUCACCAUCAGACUGCAGGCUAUGGGCCCUCCCCCCUUUUUAGAGACCGGUUCUUAACCCCCAUCACCCAGGUUAGAGUGCAGUGACACUCUCAUAGCUCACUGUAACCUCAAACUCCUGGGCUCAAGCAAUCCUCCUCCCUCAGCAUCUCUAGUAGCUAGGACUACAGGUGUGUACCACCACCCCUAGGCAAUUUUUUAAAUUUUUUGUAGAGACAAGGUCUUGCUAUGUUACCCAGGUUGGUCUCAGACUCCUGGCCUCAAGUCAUCCUCCUGCCUCGGCCUCUCAAAGUACUGGGAUUUUAGGUGUGAGCUUCCACACCCAGCUUUAUGGUACCUUUUUAAAAUUAUCAUAAAAGCUGAAUGUCCUGGGCUCUGGAGUCAUAGAUUCUCAAUAACUGCCACCAAUUAUCUGAUUGACUUUUUUUUUUUGAGACAGAAUCUUGCUCUGUUAUCAAGGUUGGAGUACAGUGGCACUUUCAGCUUACUGCAGUCUCCACCUCCUGGGUUCAAGCAAUUCUCACACCUCAGCCUCCCAGGUAGCUGGGAUUACAGGUGCUGACCACUACACCCAGUUAAUUUUUGUAUUUUUGGUAAAAACAAGGUUCACCAUGUUCACUAUAUUUCUAGGCAUCUGUAGGUGGUUAAAUAAAACACCGAAUUAAAAAAAUCUCCACUGUCUCCUCUAUCUGUCUAGUUGUUUUGCUCAGAAUAAAGAAAGGUUUAUUCCAUGUAAUCAGAAAUGUUUCCUAUGGUCACUGAAGGCAGAGUCAAAAAAAUCAAUAAAUAUAAACUACUAGUAAGAAUCUCUUGGGUCAGAGUGCCUAGUAUAAAGGAGCCCCUCAAUAUAGUUGGGGAACAAAUUACAUGACCUAGGAAAGCAGUCAGAUGAAUUAUUUCACACAAUAUUUUUUUAAAGCGUCAAUUUAGUGAGUUUCUCUUUCUUUCCUAGUAUUCAUAUUUUAGUAGAUGGAAAUGUCUAAGUCAAACAAACUAAUCUCUCAUGGUAUUUUAGACAAGGAGCAGAUGGAUGAUCUCAAAGUGUAAAAUGAUAGAAUAAGGUUCUGGUGAUCUAUUACACAGCAGUUGACUACAGUUAAUGAGAACGAAUUGUGCUCUCACCACAAAGAAACAACAUGUAUUUGAACUGAUGGAUGUGUUAAUUUGCCUGAUUUGAUGAUUCCACAAUGAAUACAUGUAUCAAAAUACCACACUGUACUCUACAAAUAUAUACAAUUAUUAUUUGUCAAUCACAAAAUAAAAUAAAACUUUUUUAAAAGAGUCUUUAAAUCCCUUUGUUUUAGCCCUUGUUAAUCCCUAACCAAAGGUAAGGCAGAAUCAAGAUAAGAUAUAUUAUUCAAUUUAAUUCCUUUAUUACAUGUAUUGCAAAUUAAUUUUAACUUCCCUGACAACUGUGAUCAACUGAGGACUCCUGCAUUGCUAAUGAGAAAA
Callithrix jacchus (white-tufted-ear marmoset) is the source of this 2950-nucleotide messenger RNA. It is a transcript of the gene OR1L3, whose product is annotated as olfactory receptor, family 1, subfamily L, member 3. NCBI's taxonomy places the organism in Eukaryota, Metazoa, Chordata, Mammalia, Primates, Cebidae. Gene Ontology annotation, cellular component: membrane. Gene Ontology annotation, biological process: G protein-coupled receptor signaling pathway. The record is from RefSeq and is a predicted model, not a curated record. Gene Ontology annotation, molecular function: olfactory receptor activity; G protein-coupled receptor activity.